AGCAGCUGAGGAUACGUGUAACUCAGCGCAGGACCCCUCUGGAGGGGUGCGGAGGUCACCAUGGAAAUAAUUUGCCUGCACACAUCCUUGGCCUUCCUUGUCCUCCCUCUUAUUGUGCUUGGGGCACCCACUGAUGAGCCCAGCCUCACAGAACCAAGUCCAGGUGCUUGCAAGCGCUGUUGUGAUCCACUGGAAUCCUCUGCAGAAGCCCCACCACUCUCUCCCAGUCACCACCACUUGCCCUACCCAAUGCCAGAGGUCCGUCCAUAUAUCAACAUCACCAUACUGAAGGGAGACAAAGGAGACCGAGGAGAGCCUGGACUGCCAGGAAAAUGGGGCAAAGAAGGGCCACGAGGUGAGCGGGGUGCCCAAGGCCAGAAAGGCAGCAAAGGACAGAUGGGCACAGCAGGGGACCCCUGCAAGCAUCAGUAUGCUGCAUUCUCCGUGGGUCGCAAGAAGGCACUGCAUAGCAGYGAGGGCUACCAGGUCUUGAUCUUUGACACAGUCUUUGUCAACCUCUACAGCCACUUUGACAUGUUCAAUGGCAAGUUCUACUGCUAUGUAGGAGGUUUUUACUACUUCAGUCUCAACGUCCACACCUGGAACUUCAAGGAGACCUAUAUGCACAUCAUGCACAAUGAGGAAGAGGCAGUCAUCUUGUAUGCCCAGCCCAGUGACCGCAGCAUCAUGCAGAGCCAGAGCCUCAUGCUGGAGCUGCAGGAAAACGAUGAGGUCUGGGUGCGGCUCUACAAGCGGGAGCGGGAAAAUGCCAUUUACAGUGAUGAUGUUGAUGUGUACAUCACCUUCAGCGGGUACCUGGUCAAACCCAGCCUUGACUAACUGCCCUUUGCUGCCCCCUGGGCCUCUUUGGGCUUUUUCUUCUUCCUCUCACUCUCUCUUUACCGCCCACAGUCACUGCAAACCACUUGGAAAUGGGCCUGUCAAGUCUCAGGCACUGAGUAUGAGACUUGCCACACUGGCUACCACCUCAUGCUCCCUUCUCUCUUGCAGCAAGGCCUAUAUCUGUGCAUUGCUGUCUCUUACUCCCUUGCCUCAUUACCACAUCUGAGUUUAUUGGUUUGUUCUAUAAACUGCCAGCAAGCUGUAGCUGGCACAUGGGAUCCUGGAGCAGGAGGGAUACUAAAUGCAGUUCCUAGGAAUGGUCCCUCUUUGGAAUUUCAUGCGCAAAGAACUACUUUAGAAAGGGUUAGAAAGUUUCCACUGCUUAGGUGUAUCAGGAUUCUUUAUCCUGGUUGGAUGUGUUAGUUUUGCAGCCUGCAACAUGAUUCUACUGUCAGCUCUCCUGCGUGUAAACAGACUGGAGUCUGUUUCCCCCUGUAGCAUGAAGAAAAUGUAGGUCUGGUGGAAGAUACAUAUUAUCUUUCCAAACAGGGGACAGACGACCUUCCAAAGUAUGUAAUUGACUCACUUUAGACACCAUUUUGCAUCACAGAGUCUUCAGGUUACAGCACAGAAUUCUGGGUUUUGUGGCCCUUCCCCAGCUUAGAUUGGAUAUAAGAUUUAGGCCUGGUAGAAUAGUCUUCUGCUAUGAGGCCUGGAAGGAUAGUCUUCUAGCUAUCAGUGUCAGAUCUAGCUUUUCCAUGAGGGAAGGGCAAGACCCUCAGCCAGACCCUGCAGAGGCUUCUGCCCUCUGAAUCAGUAGAAUCUGCUGCUUUAUCAUCUUUAAGGAUCCUAAGUGCAGAACGAAAGAGUGAGAGGGAACCCAUACAAACUUUCCCAAAGCAUGGCUCAAUUACAUUUUCCCAGCUUGGGGAAAGCCUAGCAUAUCCCUUUCCUAAGAACAGAUGGUGCACCAGAUUCUGCUGUCCUCUCUGGCGGAAGUGCAUCCAUGCUUUUCCAGUGAUGUCAGCAAUUAUCGCUAAUACCUGCAGAUGCGAAGGGAGAAUUUGGGCAGGACUGUGGCCCCUAUAUGCCAUCAGAUCAAUCUUCCUGAAGGUGGUUCUUCUGUGUCACUAUAGAAGGACAUCUGUUUCAGGACCUAUUGCAGUUAAACUAUAGUUUUAAAACUUGGACAAGUUUGACACCUUCUUGCCUCUGUGAGGGAAAAGAGGUAGGGGCAAAAUGGUAUCAUGAAAAGAGGUGAGACUUCAGCACCAUGCCCCAGUAUUAAAAACAUCCCUGACAUCUCUUCUUUGCCCUUUUCUGGCAACUUCGUCAUAAUAAUUGGGUUAAGUGUGUUGCUAAAACAAAUCCUCACACUUUUUGUCAGGUUGGAGAGCUGGCUGGAAUGAAUGCCAGUAGUAGGAUUUGAUAGUGAAGGUCUCAUGCCGCUUUUGCUCACAUUCCUUUCCCGCUCACAUUGCUGCAGUCUUGGAGGGGAGCAGAUGAGGCCGACUCAGCACUUUGGAAAACCUACUUCCACGUGCUCUGAUACUGCUGCAAACAACAGUGCAAGGGAAGGGUUGUCUCUCUUGAGUCUCAGGACAGGACAAGCAGGAGAAACCGUAUUUCUCCUCUGCCCAUAACUAAUAAUGAAAUCUUCCAACUUAACUAGCUUCUGUUGUCUCAUGAUUAACCAUGGUCUCUACCUAUAAUAUCUGGGACUACCAGAACUCUCCCAACAGAAAUAUAUAUCAAAUUAUUYUACAGGAUGAGGUCAGGUACACUCUUCCCAGGAUGGCAAAAGCACAUAGAAAUAGGAAAAAUAUUAAAAAUGAACUUGAGAGAAUUGCAGGCCAUUUUCUCUCUUGUGGUGAUUUCUUAUCCUGCCUGCUUUGCUAAGGAAGUUGUACAGACUGGAAUGAGUUUCAGAAUCUUUGUGUCCCUGAUCCUCAUCACCAUUCUUAUUUGGACUGUGGGUAUAAAUACAAGGUUCAUCUGAGGCAGAACUGGGUCUUCCCUGGUGAACCAUGUGGUGAUAGGAUCAUGGGAACAGAAGGGGUCUGGGUUUCUUCCUCUCCACUGGCAGAUGGGGUAUGUGGAAUUGCUCAGAGACAAUUUUCAGGCAGUAGAGAGGAAGCAACAUGCUGGAGGUGAUGUUCAGGACCAAAUUUAUUUAUUUCUUCCUGAGCUGCAGGCUACAAACCCAGAUAUGUAUUUACAGUGCGCAGUGCCCCCCUGUCUCCAAGAGCAGAAACAAGCCUUUCUAACACUGAAUAAUCAACCCAAACUACUCUGUUCCUCCUUUCC
Messenger RNA from Nothoprocta perdicaria, 3150 nucleotides. It is a transcript of the gene C1QTNF6, whose product is annotated as C1q and TNF related 6. The transcript is spliced from 3 exons. The record is from RefSeq and is a predicted model, not a curated record. Gene Ontology annotation, molecular function: protein binding. Lineage: Eukaryota; Metazoa; Chordata; Aves; Tinamiformes; Tinamidae. The coding region runs from base 61 to 840 and encodes 259 amino acids.